This is a messenger RNA of Chrysochloris asiatica (Cape golden mole), 2013 nucleotides long. It is a transcript of the gene CES2, whose product is annotated as carboxylesterase 2. Bases 1 to 2013 code for a protein of 670 amino acids. Gene Ontology annotation, molecular function: carboxylic ester hydrolase activity. The record is from RefSeq and is a predicted model, not a curated record. Gene Ontology annotation, cellular component: intracellular membrane-bounded organelle. The transcript is spliced from 13 exons. Lineage: Eukaryota; Metazoa; Chordata; Mammalia; Afrosoricida; Chrysochloridae.
AUGAGUCUGGAGCAGCUGUGCACUGUGAUCUGCGGACUCCUGCUUCUCCUUGUCCUGACUGGGGGUCAGGACUCUGCCAGUCCCAUCCGGACCACGCACACGGGGCAGGUGCAGGGGAGCCUCGUCCAUGUGAAGGGUACCGAAGUGGGGGUCCACACCUUCCUGGGAAUUCCCUUUGCUAAGCCACCCCUGGGGCCGUUGCGGUUUGCACCCCCUCAGCCUCCAGAGCCAUGGAGCGGUGUGAGGAAUGCAACUUCCUACCCAGUCAUGUGUCUGCAGGACAUCGCUGCAAUGAAAUUUGUGGUUCAGAUCCAGUUGAAUAUGACCCUGCCUUUUACUCACAUAUCUGAAGAUUGCUUGUACCUCAAUGUUUAUACACCUGCCCACACCCAUGAGGGCUCCAACUUGCCCGUGAUGGUAUGGAUCCAUGGCGGUGGGCUGGUGAUGGGCAUGGCCUCCAUGUAUGAUGGCUCCGUCCUGGCGGCCUUUGAGGAUGUUGUGAUAGUCACUAUCCAGUACCGCCUGGGUAUCCUGGGCUUUUUCAGCACUGGAGACAAGCAUGCAGCUGGCAACUGGGGCUACCUGGACCAAGUGGCUGCACUGCGCUGGGUCCAGCAGAAUAUCGCCCACUUCGGAGGCAACCCUGGCCGUGUCACCAUUUUUGGCGAGUCUGCAGGUGGCACAAGUGUGUCCUCUCAUGUCGUGUCCCCCAUGUCCCAAGGACUCUUCCAUGGGGCCAUCAUGGAGAGUGGUGUGGCUUUGCUGCCUGGCCUCAUCACCAGCUCAGCUGAAGUGAUUUUCACAAUGGUGGCCAACCUAUCGGCCUGUGGGCAGGUGGACUCAGAGGCCCUGGUGGACUGUCUGCGGGGCAAGAGUGAGGAGGAGAUUCUAGCCAUCAACAAGCCCUUUAAGCUCACCCCAGGUGUGGUGGACGGGGUCUUCCUGCCCAGGCACCCCCAGGAGUUGCUGGCCUCUGAUGACUUUCAACCUGUGCCCAGCAUCAUCGGUGUCAACAAUGAUGAAUAUAGCUGGUUUGUUCCAACGAUGAUGCCUCCUGAGUUUGGUGACCUGUUGGUAGAGGAGUACAUGGGGAAUAGCAGUGACCCCCAGACCCUUCGAGCCCAGUUCCAUGAAAUGAUGGGAGACACCAUGUUCGUGAUUCCUGCCCUCCAAGUAGCAAAUUUUCAGCGUACCCAUAGCCCUGUCUACUUCUAUGAGUUCCAGCAUCGACCCAGUUUCUUAAAGGACAUCAAACCACCCUAUGUGAAAGCCGACCAUGGUGAUGAGAUUCUCUUUGUCUUCGGAGCCUUCUCGUGGAGAGAAUACAUUGAAAUCACUGAGGAGGAGGAGUUGCUGAGCAGGAAGGUGAUGAAGUACUGGACUAACUUUGCCCGAAAUGGGAAUCCCAAUGGCGAAGGUCUGCCCCACUGGCCAAUGUUCGACCAGGAGAAUCAGUAUCUCCAACUGAAUACGAAGCCUGAGGUGGGUCAGGCCCUGAAGGCCCACAGGCUCCAGUUUUGGACAAAGACCCUGCCCCAGAAGCUCCAGGCACUAACAGAGGCCAAGGAGGAGCAUGCAGAGCGCACAGACCUGGGCCUGGGGCUGGGCUCCAGCCAGGUAGGUGGGCCACGCUUUCAUAAUUCCUUCAGCUCAGUGGGGCUAAAGGGCAGGGAUCUCACUGUACCCACCACUUCGGUGCAUGGUCAACUGGGAACAAGGCACACAGAGAUGGUGUCAAGAGCUGGGUGGAGGGUUCAGGUCUGGGUGGCCUGCCUGCUCCUGGCAUUCCCUGCCAUGGCUACUGAACACAGAGUCUCUCAGCCUGAAGUGGACACAGCUCUGGGUCGUGUGCGAGGCCGGCAGGUGGAGGUGAAGGGUACAGCCCACCGAGUGAAUGUCUUUCUAGGCAUCCCAUUUGCCCAGGCACCACUGGGGCCUGGCCGGUUCUCAGCUCCGCAGCCAGCACAGUCCUGGGAGGGUGUGCGGGAUGUCAGCACAGCCCCUCCCAUGUAA